Messenger RNA from Parastagonospora nodorum SN15, 99 nucleotides. RefSeq lists its product as hypothetical. Bases 1 to 99 code for a protein of 32 amino acids. NCBI's taxonomy places the organism in Eukaryota, Fungi, Ascomycota, Dothideomycetes, Pleosporales, Phaeosphaeriaceae. The record is from RefSeq and is a predicted model, not a curated record. The transcript is spliced from 2 exons.
AUGCUGCGGGAUGAGGAACAGAUCCUCCCAUCCCUGAGACUGAACGGCGGAUGGGUUCAAGUCAACAUUGGCCAGACGAAUCUCGACCGCGAUUCAUGA